Linnemannia hyalina is the source of this 285-nucleotide messenger RNA. Lineage: Eukaryota; Fungi; Mortierellomycota; Mortierellomycetes; Mortierellales; Mortierellaceae. The record is from the annotation of a GenBank genome assembly.
AUGACAGACAGACUCCAAAACACCGCCAACCAGGUCAUCGGAGGCGCCAAGCAGACCAUCGGACAGGCCAUCGGCAACCCUACCCUCGCCGGCGAAGGUGCCGCCCAGAAGACCCGGGGCGAGAUUACCCAGAAGGCCGCCGAUGCCAAGACCCAUACCGAGGGUAUCGGUCACUCCAUCCAGGGCAACAUCCAGUCCACCUUCGGAUCUGCCGUCGGAAACCCUACCCUCCAGGCCAAGGGAGCUGCCAACCAGGCCCUCGGCAAUGUCGAGCGCAACGUGUAG